Oncorhynchus tshawytscha (Chinook salmon) is the source of this 3999-nucleotide messenger RNA. RefSeq names its product ankyrin repeat domain 33ba (gene ankrd33ba). NCBI's taxonomy places the organism in Eukaryota, Metazoa, Chordata, Actinopteri, Salmoniformes, Salmonidae. The record is from RefSeq and is a predicted model, not a curated record. The coding region runs from base 570 to 2150 and encodes 526 amino acids. Gene Ontology annotation, molecular function: protein binding. The transcript has 6 exons.
GAGGCUCUUUUACUUUGGGUACUGCGUGUCUAUUGUUUUCUGUCCUAAUGAGGAACACAUUUUUUUUUCGUACUGAUGAUGACAUAACAAGAGUUGGCGUAACUCUCGGUUUACUUCGUGUCGGAAAGGGGGAUGUUGACUGUUGAAUUGCACUUUAAAUCACGAGCAUUUAAUUUUCUCACUGCUCCAGACGUGAUGGAAAAACUUUCUGUGUUUUAGCAAAUGAACAAAAACAAUCAACUUUUGACUCCGGUGAAGGCUACAACCCGGUGUAGUUUAGGUUGGUAUUCCAGGGACAGCGCAGCGAUAUGAUUUCAUGUUAAUUUCUCUCUGGGAUGCUGGAGUUGGACUAUUAUCAGGGAAAUAUUCCUCAACGGAGUAGGAUCAGCAGUUUGCCUGUUAGAUCACAUCACAACGAGUUGCCAAACCUUCACUGUCAUUCCAUUUCCAGGCUCUUUGCAAAGUUGAACUCAUACUCCGCGUUGAUGUUGGAAAAAACGUCCACGUGCUCUUCGCCCGAGAUCCACCCGUUCUUCCCCCCCGAGGAGGACAGCCACCUAGGGGGUUAGAUGGUGCUGAUCACGGAUGAGAGAGACGGAGGUGGCUCCUCUACUACGGUCCGAGUCAAACAGCAGCAGCAGAACCCCAAAGGCGCCAGCGGCAUCGCCCAGGUCCAUCCAACCAUUACUGAGGAAUCACCGUCCUUAUCAGACGAUGACUCAUACCUCGGGUCCUGCGAGUCAGAGGGGGAUGAGUACGAGGAAUACGACGAUUUCUCGUUAUUACCGGACAGUAAAAGUAUCGCUUCGGACGACUCCUUUUACCCACCGGACGAUGUGUUCGCGGACAACGAGCGGACCCCCUCUCCACCGAGUCCCGAGCCGCUGACGUUCUUCCAGGCGUGUUGCACCAACAACGCCACGAUAGUCCGGAUCAUGAUCCGACAAGGUGUGGGGGUAGAGGAGGUGAGGGAGACGGAUAAAAACAACAGGACGGGGCUGAUGGUGGCGUGUUACCAGGGUUACGUUGAUGUUGUCAUAGCGCUGGCCCAGUGUUCUCACCUGGAUGUCAAUUGGCAGGACAAGGAGGGGAACACUGCCCUCAUCACCGCUGCCCAGGCAGGUCACAUAAUGAUCAGUAACUACCUGUUGAACUACUUCCCUGGUCUGGACAUAGAGAGGAGGAACUGUCAUGGCUUCACUGCUCUGAUGAAGGCUGCUAUGCAGGGCAAGGUGGAGUGUGUACGAGCCCUGAUGCUAGCAGGAGCUGACAUGGAGACGAGAGACUUUGGUCGUAAGCUGACCUCCAGAGAGUGGGCGCUCUUCACGGGACGCUACGAAACCGCCUGGGCCAUGACACGCCUUCUCUCCCGACCCUGUCCUUAUCAACUGUGUGACGCUUACAGUCCAGAGUGGCCUCAGCUGGCGUCUCUAGUAUCUAAGGCCCGGGAGCCUCGAGGCUGUAUGCAGCGUAUAUCAGACACCAUACGAAACGCUCUGACAUUCGCUAACAUCACAGAGCCUGACGACGAAGGAGUCUUAGAUCACCUAGUCACCGUGACAACAGCCCUAGGGAGCCCCUUUGUGGCACUGGCGUGUACCACCGUGUGUCCGUCAAGCCCGCCCUGCGUGGGUAAACGUCGCUUCUCCGUCCCGGAGAUUCUCCGACGCCAACGGGCCAAAGAACUGAAAACCCAGAACCCUGAGAGGCUCGACGACCACCGCAAACUCUUCCAGAAUUCACGGGUCACUCUGGUGCCUAAACCUCCAAAGGAUCGGCGGUCCAGCCUCCCGCCGCAGAACAAAAGCCCCACCACGACUAACCCGGGUACGGUGUCUGGGUCUGGGGCCGUUUCCUCGGUGGCCCUGCGUAGAGCUAGCCUGCUGCCCCUGGGUAUGGUGAGACGUAGUAGUGUACGGCCAGGGCUGUCCAUUCCCAAGGUGAGAAUCACUAAGGCCCCAACGCCAACCUAUGAACCUGAGAGAGUCCGCAGGAAGAGCAGCUUUAAAGACGGUGGGGGCAACUUCCUGCAGCUCCCAAAGUGGAGGUAUAAAGAACUGAAGGAGGAGAGGAAGAGAGCGGAGGAGGCAGAUAGGAGGAGGGUGGAGGUGGCCACGAGACGGCACCUGGCUGUCGGGAAGAGGAAAUGACCCCACAAGAGGAAGUGAUGUCACUCCACCCUUUCCUCCACUGUUGCCAGGCCAGUAGAUAGUGUUCAAGGGGGUUGGAUACUUGAAAUGUUUGAUGUUAACUUAUUUUCGUAUUUAUUUUGCUUUCUUUGGAGUAAAAGUGACAGCGCUUUAUUUUGUAAUGCAUUUCCUUCACAAAAUCAGCAGUAUUUUAAUAGGGUGAUUUCUGUAUUACCUGGCACUUACCCAGGUUACAAACCCAUAUGACCUGACUGACUACAGAUAAUGUUUCACUGAUAUAUCUGACGCAUCACAAAUGGAAACGUUCUUGCCUAAAAUGACACAAUAAGCAUCAGGGAAGGGUUUGAAUGGGACAAAUAAGAAGGGUUACAAUAUUGCGUAGCCUAUAAAACCAUUGAGUAAGCCUACCAGCAUGUCAAACUGAUUUACCGCCAAAGAUAAACAUAACCUUUAUUUUAUAAGCAAUGGCAUUUGUCUGAGCAAUAAUAGUUUCUUUUUAGAUAGGCACCAUGGUAUGUUUAUAUUGGCUUUUUGAAAGCUUUUUUAAUUCUGUGAAUGUAUUUUGCAUAUAGAUUGUACCGAAAGGUUGCUGGAUCGAAUCCCCAAGCUGACAAGGUAAAAAUCUGUCGUUCUACCCCUGAGCAAGGCAGUUAACCCACUGUUCCCCGGGCGCCGAAGGCGUGGAUGUGGAUUAUGGCAGCACUUCCACACCUCUCUGAUUGAGGGGUUGGGUUAAAUGCAGAAGACAUUUCAGUUGAAUGCAUUCUGCUGUACACCUGACUAGGUAUCCUCCUUUCCGUUUCAUCAGGUAUUGUCAAUAAGAGAUAUAAAAGGUGGCUUUUUUUAAUCCCUUUUUAUUAUCUACUAAAGUAGACACAUUAAGAGAAUGUGAAUGAAAUGGGUUUUAAAGUCUGAAAGAAAUAUCCCAACACUGCACUGUUGUGAUGUGACACUUAUGGGCUCUAGUCAGUCCGUAUCGCUGAAAGCAUUACGGAUUAUGCGAGACAUUUUAAGGUCAUUUCCGAUUGAGCCGACAUAUGCAGUGUUUACCGUGAAUGCAGCCGCUGCUAAUACGAGAACAUUGCUUUUGCAUCACUUCCAUGAUACGGAUUGAAUAGAGCGCAUUAUCUAGCAUGUGGGGGGGAAACUGGAACAAUAUCCUGAAAUGUUUGCAUAUUAUGAAUGAGAUCUACAAAUUGCUACACUGACCUCAGAUCAGAGUGCUUAAUACAAACGUGUACUUCGAUGACAAAAAGACAGAACAGAGGUCAUAAGAGUAAGGAACUAUUCCAUGUAACUUGGUUCAGACAUUUAAUAGAAAAUUGAUGAAAAUAGCUGGGAGGUAUGAACAUAAACAGCAACUGGAAAGCACUGAUAUUAUAUUAUUAUGGUAGGGAUUGAAGAGAAGAUCAUUUCACGGUAAUAACCCCAAGGACAGGACAGGAAGCUUUAAGUGCAAUCUUCAAGUGUGUCUAAUAGCCAUGGUGAUCAGUUGCUGUGGCGUUACCAGGGGGCAGUGGUUGGCCAAAUAAUAAUGUCUGUAAAUAAAUGGAGCGGGCUAUGCAGGAGUGUAACACUGAAAUGCUUCCCAGUGGAAGGUAAUCUUAACUUGAAAAUGACAAAGUGCAUAUUUCGACUCGCCCCCAGACAUAUCGCUAAACACUCUAGACAAAUUCUGUUUGCCCCAUCUCCUCAAAGUGUUCACUGGUGGAAACUCCCUAAACACUCUGCUUAUACAGUUGAAGUCAGAAGUUUACAUACACUUAGGUUGGAGUCAUUAAAACUCAUUUUUCAACCACUCCACAAAUUUGUUAACAAACUAUAGUUUUGGCAGGUCAGUUAGGACAUC